Apaloderma vittatum (bar-tailed trogon) is the source of this 1359-nucleotide messenger RNA. It is a transcript of the gene RMP64, whose product is annotated as chromosome unknown open reading frame, human C3orf17. The annotation marks the transcript as partial. Gene Ontology annotation, cellular component: nucleus. Lineage: Eukaryota; Metazoa; Chordata; Aves; Trogoniformes; Trogonidae. Gene Ontology annotation, biological process: positive regulation of Notch signaling pathway. The record is from RefSeq and is a predicted model, not a curated record. The transcript is spliced from 7 exons.
GUAGAACAAUGCCUGAAGCGCCUAUGGAAAAUGAACUUGUUGGGCUGCAUUGAAACUCUGGCAGAACUGAUUCCCAAGAAAAGUACAUCCCAAGCCCAUGCAGAGUUUCUAGUUCCCAGCCAGCCUAUGCUAGAAACGGUGGCUCUGAAGGUAUUGGGAGGUUGCAAGCUCAUACUGCGUCUACUGGACUGUUGCUGUAAAGCAUUUCUCUUGUCCGUUAAACAUCUGUGCUCAGAAGAAUUCAUACUUUUGAACACCUUGGCUUCGGGGUUGUUGAGCCGGCUAUGGAUUCAGUACAGGUGCGUACUGCAGAGCCUCGUGUCCUUGUAUGGUGUCCUGUUGACAUCACUUCAUCUGGUAGCUGAGACCCAACAGAUGCCUUAUAUCAAGGGGUUUACCUUCCCUUCUGAUAUCAGUGACUUCCUUGGAGUUAACAUUUCUUCUGAGAUGAGGAAGCAAAAGGCUAGAAUGCGCACAACAAAAAAAACUACCAGCUGGCUUAAGAAGCUCUUCCCAGCAAUGCCAGAGACAGCGUUGGACACUGAGAAAAAGAGAAAUUUCGCAGCCUGCGCGAGCGCUGUGAAAAAACAUAAUGUCCCAGGUGCUGCAGACGUGGGAAAGCCAGUUCUGGUGACCAGAGCCAGCAGAGGUAAGCACCAGGUGUUUGAUGUGAAGAGCUUACUUAGACGAUCCAGACCUCCAGCACAAGAGGGUACAAGUAUUACAUCAACACCUUUUAAAGCAAAGUUGGCAUCACUUCCCUCUCGAAUAGCAAAAUCACGUGAUAUGGGAUCUCUUGUACAGAUGGUCCAAACAGCUGCCUCGUUUGGGGAACUGUCAGAGGCACUCAGAAAAGCUAUUCUGUGGUGCAAAGGCAACAAAUUCAAAUCAGAAGCUUAUUUUCUGCGUAACAAGUUGUUGAAAAGCAACCGGCUGCAUCACGUGGAAGUUCAAGGAUGCAGCUUGAAGAAGAAACUGAGCUGUGUCAAAACAUCUAUCCGUAAAUACCUCCUGUAUGGGUCACAGAAUGCACGCUGGCCAAAGCAGUACCUCGGGGCACGGGUCUGUCGAAGGAGGGUCAGAUCAUCCACACGCUUGGAGAGAACUCUGAAGGCUGUUCAGCAAAAACCUUCUGAGCUUCUUGAGGUCUGUGAGAACAGCGCAUCGCCCAUCCUCCCAGCUUACCAGGAUCGGCCUCUGGGUCAGGAAGGACAUUCCAGUGCUGACACAGGCCCUGUCAGACUAAGCACAGCAGGGACCCCAAAGUGGCUGCUGCUGGAAGGAACCCCUGGUCCUGUGUGGAAAGAAACUGCUGAGAAUGUGGAUAUUGAUUCUAUUUUUGCAGUGAUGGGCAUCUGA